Messenger RNA from Pocillopora meandrina, 14322 nucleotides. Lineage: Eukaryota; Metazoa; Cnidaria; Anthozoa; Scleractinia; Pocilloporidae. The record is from the annotation of a GenBank genome assembly.
CUGUCGUGUAAGCCGGUCUUCGUGUGAUUUCCAACAUGUGAUAAGCCUAAAUAGUAAUCGAUGUCUAGGAAAACACACAAGAAGAUAAUUUUAUAAUAUUUAGGUUAUGUAAUUUGUAGAUAAUCAACUCUGUGAUUUUUAGCAUUCAAGAAAACAGAACGGCGAUGUUGCAGCACUCUUGUAACCUGCGUGAGUAUGCUGUUGAGUGGUUUUACUGAACUUUUGAAUCUGCAUGGUCGAAUAUAAAUGUACUGAGCUUAUUAUUAUAACAUUUUGACGUUUUUCGUUCGCUUAUUGGGGUAUCUGGAUGUAUUAUUUUCGACAGAACGGCUGUUGUAUACUUCUUCUCCACAUUAUCGGUAAGUGGUAACUUUCGUGACGCAAUUGUAGGAACUUAUGUCAUAUGUAAAUUAUUGAAUCUGCAGUUCAAGAAAAUUAUACAGUCGCCAUUAAUUUUUAAAUCCGAGCUCAGGCAUCCACACGUGGAGAUUUAGGCAUCGGCCAUGUUGUAUGGUUGAUAUUCAAUGCUGUUUCGGACAGUAACUCCUUUGAAGUGAUUGCGUGCGUUACAUUGCCAAGCUCGAGUCCGAUUUGUGUGUUGAUCACGAUUAAUUAUUAAUCUUUCUGUUAGUUGUUUGUGCGGAGUGUCUCAACAGCAUUUGAACCCAUGAACUCUAAGAAUGUGACCUGGGGAGUUAUUUAGUAGCUGAAUUAUAUUCGUAACUGAAUACGCUAGAUGCUAAUGCUAAAACUACUCAAAGUAGAAGUUAAUCCAUGAGCCUAUUUUUACUUAAUCUGUUAGCUAAAAGUUUGGUAACAAUUUGUUUGGUUUCCUAACCCCUUCACUCCCAUAAUCUACAUAGUUAUUCUCCUAACUGUUUGUCAUUCAUCAACUAUGAUUUUAGAUCAAAAAAUUUGGUGGUUACUCAAACAUGGGCUCAUUACAAACCAACAUAAUGACCAGCUCCCAGCAAGCUUGAUACUGUAGCUCAGUUGGUAGAGCACUGCACUGUUAUUGCGAGGUCAUGGGUUCAACUAUUAUAUAGGCCUAAAUUUUUUCAGGCUUUAUUUUAACAACAGCUUAAUUAGUGUUCACCACUGUAAAGAUCACUUUUAUAUUCAUUCAUUAAUCUGCAGUUCACCUAAAGUAUAUGAUUUUCAUAUAAUGCCUCCUAUGGGAGAGAAGCUACAUAUUUUGUUGAGAUGAAUGAGUGAGUGAGUGUGAUAAUAGAAUUCCAGUCUUGACCCGGUUUUGACCCAAUUUUUCCUGGUGCUACUUUUUGCUUCUUUUGUAGUAUCUUAGUAGUUGGGCAUUCUCACAAAAUAUGCAGUUGAGUUCUUUUCUUUUGUGAUUUCUGGCAUAUAUCCACUAGUACAUUAAGUUUCCAGUUGUUGUGACACUUUGGAAGACAGCAGAAGAGGAUAGACAUCUCAUAAACUUUUCAGGAUUGAGAAUGACUUAAGUUAUAAUAAUUAUGGAUGUUGGGAGAAGAAAUUCAUGCAUGGUCACUCCUUGGAAUGAAUGGGUCAACUGUUUCAUCAUCAGGGUAUCAGUUCCCCCACAGGGAGCAGGGAAUGUAGUGGAAGGGGAAGGGUGAAAUCAUUACCACAAGAUGAUAGAAUUAACAAUCAGGUCUAGGGUGUCAAAGGUUAAGGUUACCAAGUACAAGUGUAGCAAUUGUUUGAAGCAAUGCUUGUUUCCUUUCUGUUUUAGACAUGCAUGUCAGUUGUCCAGUUAUGUCGCUUGCCAAAGAUAUGAUCAAGACUCAAAGCGCAAAUUUCCUUGCCACCGACAUUGUAAUCAUGCUGUUCCAUUCAGUCAUAGGAGUGUUGUUGGUUUCAAAAGUACUGUUCACAAUCAAUCUAUACCUGGAUUGUCAGCUCUUAGUGUAGAAUUGAACACUUUAAAGUGUGUACAAAGGGACAGACAGGUACAGAGUACAUGUUUCACUGGUGGACAUCAUCUACUUGCCUGGAUUAAGCCAUGUACAAACCAGGCAAAUUUGUCUCCCGUGAAAACCACAAUUAACAGAACAAUGUUUUGUGGAAAUGUUUUAAAUUUUAAACAUACAGGUCUCCUGUGUGGUCAUCAAAGACAGACAUUCCACACCAGCAGCAUAAGUUAUGAUCCCUUACCUAGCAAAGCAGGUAUAACAAAGCUGUUGGAAGAUGAAGAAAAAAAGUCCAAAGUAGAGGAGGCUGUGGAAGCUAUGAAAGAAAAGAAAGAAAAGCUGAAGGAGAAAGCUUUUCAAAUGGAAUGUAGCCCUGAAGAAAUCGAGCCAAUAGUUGCUGUUUCUCCAGCGCCAAAGAAGUCUCUGUGGCAGAGGGUUAAGCAAGAGGCUGUACAUUAUUAUCAUGGAUUUAAGCUUUUGUAUUUUGAAGUUAGAAUUGCUGCUCGUAGGUUAUGGCAGGUCAUGAAUGGAAAGGUGUUGUCCAGACGGGAAAGACGUCAGGUAACAAGAGUAUGACUAAAUUUGUAUUAAUUAAAAAGAAUAUUUUGAUAUUUAUCCUUUCAUAUAUAUUUACAUGGCUGUAUCUCUAACCCAAAUUCUGCAAACUUUUGAAACUAUUGAAACUUUUAGAAAAACAAUUUUAAGGGUGAAAACUAAGUCGAAGCUAACCAAGCUGUUUAAAUAAUUUUACAAGCAAGGCUUUGUUUAGGGCUGAGCUCAGACUGACUUGUUAGUAUUUACAUGUACUUUUUUUGUUUGUGUGCUUUGUACUAAGUAUUUUUGGAUUUUUACUGACUGGAGUUUUCAUCCUUUUCAUCAUUUAAAUUUUUUAGUUUCUUCGCACAGUGGCAGAUAUAUUUCGCUUGGUUCCAUUUUUGGUAUUUGUACUGAUUCCUUUCAUGGAGUUUAUGUUACCAGUUGCUGUUUACCUUUUUCCAAACAUGCUACCCAGUACAUUUGAGGACAAAUCCAAGAAGGUUUGAAAAUCAUACAAUUGUUAAUUACAGUAGAAACCCACAAACUCAAUCUCUGAAGGGAAACCAAAGUAGGGUUGGAGUUAGCAGGAGUUCAAGUUCUUGGGAAUGGUGUUGAAUUUCAAUUAUCUUGUUAAGGAUUAACAGGGAAUUAUGUUUUCACUAUUCUUGCUCAGUUCACAGGCAUUUUAACACAUUCAGUUCCUUUUAUAAGAGGUAACCCGCUAACUCCUAGAGGUGAUUAACAUGAAACUUCUCCCUACAAUUAUUAUUUAUUCAUUAUCUAGCAAACAGCUAAUUAGAGUAUUCAGACUUAUCAGGUCGGAGCUGCUAUCUUGAUCCAGCACCAAAUUCUCUUAACUAAUUUUCAAGGAAAUGUGUAGCAGUUAGAGGGGAGAAUUAACAAUCAGAUCUUGGGAGUUAAAGUUUAACCAAGUUUUAUGUUAGCAGGGCUUCACUGGACUAAUUAUCAGGAAUAGUAAGUUGUUUUUCCCCAUCCUUUUCACCAAAUUUACUCUAAGACAGCCAGCUUUUGUGAUUUUAAACAACUACAGGAGUGGUAUGUCUUCCCUUUGAGACAGAUUGGAUAAAAAACAAACUUUAAACUUGUGGCUAGUAGUAGAGUCAGCUGAUUUGAAGACUAUAAGUUACAGAAAGCAUUCUUCAGCUCAACAUGUCAAUAUUACCACCAUCAAAUUCUAGAUUGAUCAAUAAUGUUUGACAGUGACCAGUUUCACUGGCCAGUUAGCUUUAGCCUUGCGUUUUAAUGUAGCAAUUGUGUUAUGAUCCUUCUUUUUUUACUUAUCAGGAAGAAAACAAAAAGAAACAGCUUAAAGUAAAAAUCCAGAUGGCUAAGUUUUUACAAGACACAGUGGAAGAAAUGGCUGUGACAGCCAAAGAAAAGAAAACACAAGAGGUUGUGGCCGACUUUGCAAACUUCUUUGAAAAGGUGCAGGAAAAGGGGCAUGAAAAAAAAAUUGAAUUGUAUUUAUUACUAUAUGUAGAAUAGAUAAAUAUUUCUUACUGCAAAAACUCUCCCUUAUCACUUAAUGUGGUUUUAUGUUCUUUAGAAGCUGUUAAUUUUGAUAUUUUAGAAAAGUCAAUUUUUGAAGAAUUUGAAUGUGGUAAACAUACAUGUACCUAAUGUAACCAUGAAGGAAGAGAAAUUUGGCUAUCCUGUGACAGACUUAGUGAUAAAUCUUUAAAUAUUCAAGCAUUUUUUAUCCCUUCUUUAAAACUAACUAAAGGGUAAAUGCUUUCAAUAUGAGUACAUACAGUGAUUACCACUUAAAAUGUUUGCUAAGGUUUUUACAAAUUCAUCAGCCCCUUCACUUCUAAGACAACAGGCCAAAAGGGAAAUUCCCUAUUUUGUAUCAGAGUACAUUUUCAAUCUGGAAUGUGAUGAAAAGAACAAAGAAAAACAAUUGAGGGUUAAAUUGUUUAAUUUAGAAACCAACUUCUCAGAACAAUGAUUAUGAAAAAUGUAUGUCAGACAUUGCUGAGAAUUUUCAUGGUGAUCUUGGCACAGAAAGGGUCAGAGGAACAAGUACAUGUAUGUACUAGCCUCCUAGUUUCCCUCGCCUCAUUUACAUAAAUUUGCUUUAUAUUUGGAUGGCAGAUCCGUAGCAGAGGACAACAACCUAGCAAUGAAGACAUCUUAAGGUUUUCCAAAUUGUUUGAGGAUCAAAUUACAUUAGACAACAUGAGUCGUGCCCAACUCAAAGCAAUCAACAGGCUGUUGAUGUUGCCAACCAUUGGAACAAACAAUUACUUCAGGUUUCGACUGAGGAUGAAAUUAAGAGAGCUCAGAGCUGAUGAUUUGGUAGGUUGCUGUAGUUGUAAUUUUUAUGUACAUGUAAGAAUGAUAUUAUAAGGCUCAAAAAAAAAAAAAACAUGCCUCAAAAGAAACACAGAAAAGAAAUACCUAAGAAAAUAGAUGUACCAAUAAUAAAUAUUUUAAUACCUUAACCAGUUAUACCUCUCAAAAUUUAUCAUUUUUUUGCGUUACUGACAGUAGAUUUUAAUUUGUGAUCAUCAUUAUUUGUCAGAGUCAUUAUGAAUAUUAUAACCCUGAAGCGCUUAUGUCUGUCCAAGAGCUGGAGUUUAUUAGAGCAUGAGAUUAGCCAAUCAAAAAUCACUUCCUAACAUUGAGUUGUUUAACUUUAAUGAUUACUGAAAGCAUAAUAGGUCUGAGCUUCUGGUAAGAGUCGUUAUAAAUAUUCUAUAAUGAACUUACUGUUAGUGCAAACUUCAAUCAUUUUUCCUAGAAUAAUUGUACAUUUAAUCAAAACUGUAAACAACUUCUUGAAAGGAAUUGGUUAUUACCAGCCCUAUUUGAGCCCUAAUAGGACAUUGUAUGCAUCAUGCUAGUAAUUGGACAGUGUAAUUGGACAGUUAACACUCAUGCCUGUGUAAGUAGACACAUCAUGAGUGCGCGCUGUUGUCUUGCAUUUUGCCGAGUUAACUGUUGUUUUUUUAUGAAAAAGUAUGACUGAUGUCUAGUUUCUUUCUCAAAUUUAGUCAUAGUUUUGAUUAGUUGGUACCAGGACUUUGUGUUGUCCAAUUCUGUCUGUAAUCAUGCCUGUGAUUAACAAAUCAGACUCCCACUUAGCAUUAUUUUGUCAGAUUUUGUUAAUCACUUGUAUGAUUACGGACAGAAUUGGACUCUACUUGGUCCCAUUAUGGUAACCAUUAUUUAAAGUGUCUCACCCCAAGUGGUAUUAUUAUCGCAAUCCUCAGUUAAUCCAAAGAGAAGGUGUGGAAAGCCUUACUGAACAGGAACUGCAGUCAGCUUCCCAAGCUCGCGGAAUGAGAGCUAUUGGUGUUCCUGCAGCAAGAUUAAGGUCUCAACUUAAACAGGUGAAUUUUCAGAGGUUGUGAGGUACUUGCAAUGUAUCUUUGUCUUAUAAUAAGCUGGAUGAUACACUCAAUUUAAUUGGUUCUUGCUUGUGAUCUAUUAAAAGACAAAUCUGGACAGCUAUGGAUGAUCUCAGCAUCAAUAACAUGAUUGUGCUUCUUUAAUUUAUUUUACAUAAAACAAACAGAUUCUAUGUUGCCAUGCAUCUGGUCAGUAUUAGAUCACAGAGGACAUAAAAAAGUGGUUAGAACACCAGAGAUAUACUCGGUUGGACCAGUUGUGAGCCACUUUUUGUUCUUACCACUUUUUGACAUCAUCUGUGAUCUACCUACAUGUACAUGACUGUCUUCAUGUAUUACUGAAAGUUGCAGUCAUUGUCAAAGUUUCAUAAAUUAUUCAAUACUGAUGUAAAGAUGUUGUUCUUUGUACAUAGUGGGUUGAACUGCACCUGGUUGAGCAAAUUCCAGCAUCUCUUUUGCUGAUGUCCAGAGCAUUGUAUCUCCCAGAAAAUGUCAGUAAGGUCGAUCAGCUCAAAGAAACGUUGUCACAACUGCCAGAAAACUUGGUAAGCAUGUGUUCACUGUCUGAUGUUAGGAUAAAGACAACUUUAUUUCUUGGUAGGCCAAUUUGAGCAUAUCCCCAUAUCUAUAUAUGGGAGAAGCCUAUUAAAAAACUAUAUAAAAAUGUUAUGUGCUGCAGUUCUAAGAAUAACAGAGAAUUAAUGUUUUCACGGUUACAAUUUUUGACAGUUGUCAUGGAGAAAUGGGAAUAAAAUGGCAGGAUUUUACGGGGGGGAUCAUUCUAAGUUGACAUUGCCGCUGGCAUUUGUGCUUUCUUCUACAAUCCAUUUCUUUUAUUUUACAUCAAUUUUCUUUGCGUGUAUUUCAAUUUGAUUGUAAGUGGUAUGUAAUAUAAUAUAAUAUAUAGAUUUAGCCAAGCCUAAAAGCGGAGCUCACAUAUUUUUUUUUUCGCACGUCUCAAGGGCACAACGUCUUGCCCCGGCCAGGACUAGAACCCGGGUCGUCCGACUCUGAGUCCAGUGCACUGAUCACUGGACUACUGGACAAAGUCGUGGCAUUGGCGUGCCCGCGGUACAAUUGACCACGCAUGUUAAAAGUAGCACCUUGUAUGGUCGUACGGUCGAACAUCCAAAUUUUUUCGGCUUGAUGGGUUACUACUAUUUUGUAUAAUUAUGGGGCUACGCGAGCUCCGCUAUUAUUUACAGUUUGUAUUUACAUACUUUAGUUAAACCUCUCUCCCUUGAGGUUCAUGUUCAGUGUUUGGCUCUGCAUUCAGGAGGGUUCACUAUUUUAUGCCCUUUUCUCUUCUUUGUAAUUAUUCAAAAAGUUUGUAAUUGUUGAAAUGGAGUUAAAAAAUACAAAGUAUUUUUUUAUUAUUUACAAGACGGUGGAUUAAGAUUCGAAGGUUUAUAAUCACAUGCCAUGUAAUUGUGUAUGUGUGGUUUCCUUAACAUGAUACUCUCGUGGUUAAUAUUUUUAGAAUUUUGUUUUGUUUUUGUUUGUUUGAUCGUUUAUUUGUGUGUUUGUUUGUUUGCUCUUUAUUUUGGCCAGUAUAAAAGCUUCCUUUUGAAUUACUUUAUGUUCAGGUAGAAGAGGCUGAAAUUAAAAUAUGCGAAGUUUCUGGUGAGAAAGUUGACAACAAAGUUCGUUUGGAUGUUCUGAAGAAUGAGGAGAGAAUGAUUGCUGAGGAAAAUCUAGAACUUAUUAUAGAAGAAGAGGAGAAAAAGAAGAAGGUAUUUACUGUAAUGUAAAGGAUACAUAUAUUUAACACUUCCAUUUCCAAGAUCCUCCCUACUGUCUGCCGUUCAAUUCUUAUGAUGUUAGUUCAGAGAAUUUGGUAUUGAAUCGAGUAAUAAUCCCAUAAUCGAUAUUUUGUUAUUCUCGUCACUUGUGUGCUUGAUAUUGAAUUGUUAUCAUCCAACUGCACAAAGAUAAUUACAAAUAACGCGCGAAUAGAGUGAAAAUUCCCGCGAUAUUGUACGGUUAUUUGGACAGUUGGUUAUUUUGUACAAUAAGAAAACCUGUUUAACCAGUCGGCUGCGCGCGCUACGCUUCUCUAUCCGCUUUGCUUUUACCGCCUUCUGAGAAAUGAGCAGAAAGACGUAGCAGAAAAAAAAGAAAUUGGAUAAUAAAUAACUUUUUAGACGUUUUGGUGCGUAGAAUCGCUUAGUAUUUUUACUCGUUGUUUGUAUUUUGACUCGCCUUGCGGGCUCGUCUAAAUACGGCACAACUCUUAAAAAUACUCAGCGAUACUACACGCCAAAACGUCUAAUAAGACAUCUAUACUGUAAAGAGAAACGCUGUUGUUCGUAUUUCGACUUACUUUUCGGGCUCGUCAAAAUACGGCACAACUCGUAAAAAUACUCAGCGAUACUACACACCAAAUCGUUUCAUAAGGUAUUUAUAUUGUAAGGAGAAACGCUGUCUAGUUUACUUUUGGGACUUAAAGGCUAGGGGACCUCUUCCAUCAGGAAGAAUGUUGACAAAAUCUUGAGAAAAAGCAAUAAUUAUCAAGACAAUGGUUUAUGUUAUGUAUUGAAGCCAAAGGCUCAGACAGAUAAUGCAAACCAAGACCUAAAAUUUAGAAUUCCCGCUAUAAAGGAAAACUGAUAUCAAUUGGUGUUUCAUUAUGCAUGCUUGAGUGGCUCUUUGUCUUAAGGAACACUGUAUGACGUUACCUUUACAAGGGUAAUGGUGUUUUUUGUUGAUUUUAAGUUACAAAGUAGACGAAGCCCUAUACUGAAGCACCCUCGCUGACUCGAACUAAAAUCUAGAUGUCCGUCAUACAUUUCCUGCAAGUUAACCCUCGGUAACUGAAAACCCUUGAUAAUUCGAACCUCUCGCUAACUCGAAGCAAUUUUCGUCUACCUUUGGGUCAUUCUCUAUAUUUUUCUGCCCUCGAUAACUCGAACCACGUCGAACCAAUUCGAACCACGUCUGUCAAUGCGUGACAAAUCACUCAAAACAACUAGUGCACUACAGUCCAAAACAAUUACGCUACUUUAUGGUUUCUGCAGUUAUUUAGUGUUCCAUUUCACUCAACUUCUGUAUGCUUAAAUCUGAUUAAUGUAUACUGUAUGAAUAGAAAAAAAAAGUGAACAUCGUUUUCCCUUAUUUCCAGUCCUUUGUUUUCAACUCUCGAUCGUACCUUUUUCAAUUUUCUCUUGAAGGUUUGAGUCAUCAGGAUUCGGCCGAGAUCAAAUGUUCUGUUUCUGGACCAAACUAACAAUCGACGGUUCAUAUUUAUUGAUCUUGACCGAUACUGGUGAUAAAAUCCACCAAUUUGGGUGGAGGUUACACCCUCAGAAAGUGCUUUAUCACAGGUUUAUUCACUUCUCAAAGUGUUUCUUCAUUUUCAUUCUUUUUUGUGCAAUAGAUCGAAAGUGUUGUUUCUGAGAUGUUAGAGGUAAGUACAAUUUUGUGUUUGCGAGAUAAUUGAGUAACCCAUGGGGUUUUUACGAAUAAUACCAUUAGCUUGUCUACCUCUAGCUGGUGUUCUCAAUGAUAAUAACGUAAUUGAGAUAAGGGUAAUAAUAUUGUUCACUAAAAUACCGUUUGUGAUGGUGAUAGAGAUAAAAAUGUUAACAAUAACAACAACAGUGAUAAUAAAAUUAACCCUUUACUCCCCAACAUCAAUGUGCAUAUUCUCCAUACUACUCCCAAGACAUUUCUUAGGAUUCUUACAAGGAGAAUUUGUUCAACAAUCAAGAGAUUCUUUUGUUGGUGAUCAUCUCCUUUAUUCUCAUGACCUUAAUGUGUGAUUCAGGGGUGAUGUUGUAAGGAGAUGUUAGAUGUUAGUCACUCUUAGGGGUUAUAGGGUUAAUGAUUAUAGUGAUAGAGCAAUUUUCAAUUGAGCGUCGAAAGUGAUCCGGGAUUGCCUAGGUUCUGCUUUUACUUUACUCUGUGAUUGAUCCACAAAACUCGUGCCACUUUCUCAACCAAUCAAAACUAAACCGCAUCAUGAGCUGGUCGCGCGCGUUUUCCCGCCCUUUGAGCAGUUUGAUUGGAUUUAGUUUGAGUUCUCAUUGGCUCUCAAAGGUAAAUUCUUUUCUUCUGAUUUUCUGUUAUGAUUACUUUGCUUUUGGCUUUACGACACUUAAUCGAAAAGCGCUCUAUUAAUAAUAAUGGUUAUAAUGAUUACCAUGAUGACGAAAAUGGUAUGUUCCUCUUAAGAGCUCAUAUCACCGAAACGCGGUUGUUUUAGUUUUUCACGAUAUUGUUUUAGAGAGAGAAGCCAGAUUUUUAAACAAAUGACAGGGUAGUAAAUCCAAACCAAAUCAAAAACGGAUAAGUUUUUUUACUUUUGAAAAUUUUGUUGGAAAAUGUGGAACAACAGCAGAGGAGGUGCACUGAUGAAUACUGAUAAUAAAUUCACCUGAUUGGCGGGCUGGUCAACUCCAAGUCUAAAAAAACUGCGCAUUAAAACACUUAGAAUCGCCGCUACCAGAUAGGCAAAGGAAACUCAAACAUUUAAUUUAUGAAUUUGGUGAAUCGACAGGACAAGGCGCCAGAAAUCAAACCGAUGCCUGAAGAGGAUAUUUCUCAAGACGAUUGGCUGUCUAUCAAAGCAAGUCUUGCUCGGGCCAAUGAACGAGAGGAAUUAGAGAAGAUCAAGGAAGACAGAGAAGAAUAUCAAGAGGUACAUUAUGCACACUCAACUUUCUUUUAGUCGACUUAGUUGUUUAAGAGGGUAGUAUGGUAUUCUCAACUGAGUUGAUAACGUAAAUUGGCCACCGUAUAGAGUUGCAAAGCUGAUGUUUCGAGCGGUAGCCCCUCGUCAUUCGCUCUGACGAAGGGCUAACGCUCGAAACGUCAGCUUUAAAACUCUUUACGGUGGCCAAUUUACGUUAUCAACUCAAUUAAUAAUACUAAAUUUCCUUGUUAUACUCUCCCACCGACGCAGCACCAUAGUUUCUUUAGAAACUUAUCCCCUUUAUUUAUGACUUGUUAAAGAAAUUAGUUCAUUUAGAGACUUGAACUUGGGACUGAUUUAAGUCCGUAAUUUUGUACCGGAACAAUUUUCUAUCCGUUACAAACAUAGGCCGAAUCAUUGUUUUGCGCACUUUCUACCAAAACAAAUUGUAACGUUGCUAAGAAACUAGAGUAGCCUCGCCGCAGGAAUUCAGUGAACACGUGAGGUGAUUGACUAGCCAGGUCGCCGUGCAUCUGUUUAGUAAUCGAUCACAGAGGACGGAGGACGACAAAUUGUGGUAAGAACAAAAAUGUAACACACGAGGCACAGCCGAGUGUAUCACUGAUAUGCUCUUACCAUAUUUUGACGCUAUCUUUGAUCUAUCACUGUACAGAAGCACGGCAACAUGGAAUCUAUUUGUUUUAGAUUAUAAGGGAACAAAAUGUUGACGUCACGUAUGUGUCUGUUCUCUAGUACAUUAUAAGGGAAAACCAUUCAAACUUCGUGUGCUAUUCAGCUCAAAAUAAUAAAAGUGAACAGGUUGUGGGACACACCUCUAGUGUAAUUCUUUUUUGCAGCAUGAAUUGAAAUGUGUAUUUUUUCCCGGUUUUGCCUGUUCCUUAGGAACUCCGUGAGCUGGAGACUGAAGAUGAAAAGCGAGUACUUGAAGAAUCACUUGGUUCAUCACGACUCGGUAGGAAGGUGGAUGUGAUGAUUAAAAAGAUUGAAGACCGUUUGAAGCAAGUUGAAGAUGAAAUGGAACAACCACUUGAUGCUGAUGGGUGAGUUUGCUGGAGACUAAAAAUACUGUCCAAAGAUAUCUACCGACCUGUCCAUCAGUCGAUAUAAAUCAAUAUCAACUAACUCAUCAAUUGUCUGGUUUUAUCAACUAAAUUGUUCAUGUAAAAAAAAGGGAGGGUAUAGAAAAUUGAUUGUUAAUGAGGGGGGAUCGCUAGAAUACUGCAGAGCCGUAGAGGGACAUCAGGUAAAUUUACUGUGACACAACGAAAAUCCACUGACCGACCCCUCCCCCCGCGAUAGAUAAUAUCAAGUCGUCCCUUACUUCCCUUUAUCAACUCAUCGACUAGUUUGGGGACUUCAUUGCACUUGGAUUAUGGAAAAGCUGAUGGCUGAAAAAAGUAUAAAUAUUGUUUCAAUUGAGCGCCGAGAUUCAACCGAAAUUGCAAUAAAUCUGCAUUGCUAAGUGCUGUCAUCGAGUCUCCAGUUUCGAGUUUCUAUGAGAACACUCGAAGAAUUACUUAUUAGUGCGUUGUGAUAUUUAACAUUCUGUUCUGAUUGGCUGCAUGGUUGGCUUGGCUCUUGGUUUUUAGCCACGCAGUUGAAAAAUUCUUCCAUUUACUGUGGCAUGAAUCUUUUUUCCUUUUUUUUCUUCAGCGAUGGGAAAAUUAGUUUACAAGAGAUGAUCUCGGCUGUACAGAGAUUGAAGGACGCUCCAAGUGAAGCUAAAUGUCAGAGAAUAGCCGAAAUGCUCGACGAAGAUCAUGACGGCGCCCUUGACUUAGUGGACGUGGGCACGGUCAGUAAGAAUUGUUGAAAUGAGAUGUGUACAUGAUUAUAGAUAACCAAUUGAGAGGAGAAGGGACUGGCCAGAAGUGACGUUAACCUGCGUAGUUUGCGUAUUUGUGUGCGCUAAAGCGGGUAGCAGCGAAGCCGCGAGAGCCUUGGAACGGAAGAUAGUUUUGCUUUGCCGCUGGCCGCUUAGCGCACACAAAACCGCAAUGCGCGCGCGAAACCGCCUGUCAGGAAAGAUAUAAGUGAAGGGUCAUAGCAUGUGGGUUAUAAUUUGAGGUUUCGUUCUGCGUGGGUUGUUUAUUCAUUCAUUUAUUUAUUUAUUUAUUUUUACACCAUUGGAGUUAUAACGAUGACUGUUAAGGUGCUAGUCUUGAAUAAAGUAUUGAUCAAAGAAAGAACCAAUCUUGCCAACCUCUCUUUCGCUAGGUCAUUUGGCGCGAGAUUAUGCUCGGAAAUUGGUUGCGAUCAAAAUCUGUUCUGGUUAGCAAAGAUUUUUAUAAGGCCGAGGCUCGAGGAAAACUGUGAGCUGCGGGUAAAGGAUGAAUAAAUGGCAAGUGACAAAAUGUGGAGACAUAUAACUAGCUUACCAUAAAAUGCGUUGGCUGGGCAGAGUUCUUUGGCCCGUUUUCAUAAAGAGACAAGUUGGUCACGUCCUCUUCUAGACGUCUUGAAUUUAAUUUGAUUCAAAUCUUUUUUAUGGUAUCAGACAAAAAGUUUUUAUCUUUGUAAAACUCACUCCUAGUUUUAGCUGUGGCCCAUUCGGUAUUGUGGUGGGUCUAGACCCUCUAAGCGAAAAGUUUCUCUGGUUUUUGAUACUUUUCCUGUGCGUGAACUUUACUUUGAUUUUUUAUCCAAGUAACCGGCGUGCUGUCAUGCUCUUUGCGCAGGUUGCUGAACUGUUGUCCCUGGAAGAUGUGGAUCUUACUCCGGAUCAAAUCAAAGAUAUUAUCGUUUUACUUGAGAAAGAAAACAAGCUGCGCAAAGCAGAGGAUGAGGAGCAGUCACAAAAAGUCACAGAGAGAGCUGAUUAACAAAGUUCGCUCCUUUACUAACUCGAUACUCUUGCAAUUUUUAGUUCUUCUAGUUGUUUUGAUUUGUGGCAUUUUUGAAAGCAUAAACGUGAAGGGUCAUACUCAUUUGUACAUUCAAGUAUUCAUUUUAAAGUUGUUCGCUUAUCUGUAUUAGUAAUCUGACCUUGGUCAUACGAUGUAGAAUCAGUAGCAUGUUUGCCAUUGUAUUCAAGGUUCAAAGUAUGAAAUUGUAAAGGUAAACGCUCGACGAAAUACAGGUAUGUACCAAAACCGACAUUGCAACCAGAUGCUGAAUGUAUUGAAAUUUUUUAAUAUGGAAAAAAGGGAUCCAGUUCGGACACGGAGAAGCAUUUUAAUCGACCUAACUCGUAUUAUCGGAGGAAUGACAGUCUGAAAGUGUUUAUACCUAAGAUAUUUGUUUGAUUCCCGGUAUAAAAUAAACCCCAAGUCAUAGACUGUCUAUUGUUUUCAACCAUGAAGUCGUAUUUUCUCGGCUGAAACAGCACACAGUCAAAUGUAAUUUUCUUAAGAUUAGCAAAGAAAGGGUGGUUACGUAGGUGUUGGUGAGGAUUUCCAGAACAGAUUGGCGUUCGUUGUAUCUUGUGUUUCAAUCUGGAGAGAGAUCUCUACACUUGUGAGUCGCUUUUAUAACCCUUUGACUCCCAGAAGUGAUUCACAUGAAACUUCUUCCUUCAAAUAUCCAUACGUGAUCAAUCGAAAAGGUAAUAGGAAUACUCAGACUUAUCAGGUAGAAAUUGUUUCUCUUGAUCUAACACCAAAUUCUUGUAACUAAUUUACAAAGAAAUGUAAAAGAAACUAGAGGGGAGAAUUAACAAUCAGAUCAUGGGAGUUAAAGGGUCAAGGUUAACUCUGAUUUUGGAGAAAUUUGUAAUUUAAGAUUAUUUUGAGGUUUUACCAAAUGACUGUAUAUCAUCAUGUAUCCACUCUAUCUCCGAUUGAGAAAGUCGAGUGGCAAAAACAUUUUAGCGUAAUUAAUGAAAUAGCUAUGAAAGAAUACAAUAAAAAUGAGGAAUUAAUGCCUG